AUGGAAGAUUACAAUAAUACAGAGUUUGAAUCCCUUUUGUCGGAUAAGUAUUUCAAAGAAUUGGAAGUUGCGGUAAAGGCAGUGCAGAUGGCGUGCUUGCUCUGCCAGAGAAUUCAACAAAGUUUACUUUCUAAAACAAAUGACCACGUACAAUCCAAGGAUGAUAACUCCCCUGUUACAAUUGCGGAUUGGAGUGUCCAAGGAAUUGUGAGCUGGGUACUAUCCGAGUCUCUUGGUAGUGAUAAUGUAUCCAUUGUUGCUGAAGAAGAUGUUCAAGUACUAUCCAAGGUUACCGCGAUUGGGUUAUUGGAAGCAAUAGUGAAGACAGUUAAUGAGUGUCUGGCCGAAGCACCCCAGUUUGGACUUAGAGCACCGGUUAUGGCUCUCAGUACUUCAGAGGUUCUCGAAGCCAUUGAUAGAUGCAACUCAAUGGGGGGCUCUAGUGGAAGAUUUUGGGUGCUGGAUCCUGUUGAUGGCACAUUGGGAUUUCUACGUGGGGAUCAAUAUGCGAUUGCACUUGCUUUGAUUGAAGAUGGAGAACCUGUGCUUGGAGUUCUAGGAUGCCCAAAUUAUCCUGUGAAGAAGGAAUGGCUGAGUUACCAUAAUGGCUAUCGUAGAAUUGUAUCUAACUUAACGUCACUGUCAUCUGAAUCUUGGGAUAGAGGUUGCGUGGUUUAUGCAAGUCAAAAUUGUGGUAAUGCUUGGAUGCAGCCAUUACUCCAUAAAGAAAAUAAAUUUAUUUGGCCGAACUCUGCAAAGCAAAUCAAAGUCUCCACUGUUGAUAACCCAGCAUUGGCGACCUUUUGUGAACCAGUUGAAAAGGCUAAUUCAAGUCAUUCCUUCACAGCAGGAGUAGCUCACAGUGUUGGACUUAGGAAUCAACCAUUACGUAUUCAUUCCAUGGUAAAGUACGCAGCCAUAGCCCGAGGAGAUGCUGAAGUAUUCAUGAAGUUUGCCCGGGCAGGCUACAAGGAGAAAAUAUGGGAUCAUGCUGCUGGUGUUGUUAUCGUUCAAGAAGCCGGUGGUGUGGUAACUGAUGCCGGAGGUCAUCCUCUAUGCUUUUCUAAAGGUCUGUACUUGGAAGGUCUCGACCGGGGUGUAAUUGCUUGUGCUGGAGCUAAAUUACAUGAGAAGAUUGUCAAGGCUGUUGAUGCUAGCUGGAAUUCUUCUAGCCUUUAA
Molecule: messenger RNA, 1179 nt
Organism: Fraxinus pennsylvanica
Lineage: Eukaryota; Viridiplantae; Streptophyta; Magnoliopsida; Lamiales; Oleaceae
Source: the annotation of a GenBank genome assembly